Molecule: messenger RNA, 912 nt
Organism: Myotis daubentonii (Daubenton's bat)
Lineage: Eukaryota; Metazoa; Chordata; Mammalia; Chiroptera; Vespertilionidae
Gene: NANOG
Product: Nanog homeobox
Biological process (GO): regulation of transcription by RNA polymerase II
Molecular function (GO): DNA-binding transcription factor activity, RNA polymerase II-specific; RNA polymerase II cis-regulatory region sequence-specific DNA binding
Source: RefSeq, a predicted model, not a curated record
AUGAGUGUGGAUUCGGCUUAUCCCCAAAGCCUGCCCUGCUCCGAACCAUCCAAUUCUAGGGAGCCUUCACCAGCGCCUGAGAUGUAUGAGCCUGAAGAAAACUAUGCGUCCUUGCCCAUGUCAUCUGCUGAGACGCUCCACGCAGAGGCUGUCUCUCCUCUUCCUUCCUCCAUGGACCAGCUUAUUCAGAACAGCCCUGAUUCUUCCACCAGUCCCAGCAGUCCCAGCACAACACCACCCACUUCUGAAGAGAACGGGACAGGGAAGGAGGAGAAAGCCCAGGUCAAGAAACAGAAGAUCCGAACCGUCUUCUCACAGACCCAGCUCUGUGUACUCAAUGAGAGAUUUCAAAGACAGAAGUAUCUCAGCCUCCAGCAGAUGCAAGAACUUUCCAGCAUCCUGAACCUUAGCUACAAACAGAUUAAGACCUGGUUCCAGAACCAGAGAAUGAAAUGUAAGAGGUGGCAGAAAUACAACUGGCCAAAGAACAGCCACCGUGUGACCCAGAUGAGCUCAGCAACUACAGACUACCUGGGCCUCUCCUCCUGUCACCAGGGAUGCCUGGUGAACGCUUCUGGAAACCUUUCCAUGUGGAGCAACCAUUCCUGGACCAGCCCAUCUUGGAACUACCCUGCCUGGAAUGGUCAGACCUGGUGUCCCCAAGCCUGGAAUAAUCAGGCGUGGAACAACCAGGCCUGGAACAACCAACUCCUUAGUUAUGGAGAGGAAGCCCUGCAGCCCCAGAUCCAGUUCCAGCAAAAUCCUGUCAGUGAUUUGGAGGCCUCCUUGGAAAUUGCUGGGGAAACCUAUGAUGCAAUUCUGCAAGCCCCUAAGUAUUAUGGUACCCAGCAAUCCACGGAUUCAUUCCCAGAUUAUUCCAUGAGCAUAUAGCCUGAGUCCACGAACACAUAG